Dufourea novaeangliae is the source of this 3230-nucleotide messenger RNA. Its product is annotated as anoctamin-4. Gene Ontology annotation, biological process: chloride transmembrane transport. Gene Ontology annotation, molecular function: protein dimerization activity; chloride channel activity. Lineage: Eukaryota; Metazoa; Arthropoda; Insecta; Hymenoptera; Halictidae. Gene Ontology annotation, cellular component: plasma membrane. The transcript is spliced from 14 exons. Bases 33 to 3230 code for a protein of 1065 amino acids. The record is from RefSeq and is a predicted model, not a curated record.
GACCGAUUGUCUGUUAAUUCCUGGUGAGCACGAUGGACAACGACGAGCUUCGGGUGGAGGAUGAGACACAGGAAAAUCACAGCAGACGGCCAAGUCUGUCCCCGACAAAUGCGAACGCGGACGAUCGGACCCCGAGCAGAUCGCCGUCGCACGUGAUACCGGAGAAUGCGACACCGAACGUGCCCUCGGCGACUUCGACGCCCCGAAGUCGAAAAUCCUCGACGGAGUCGAAUUCACACAGUUUGAACGACAGCUCCCAAAGGACGGUGGCCGCGGAUAGUAAAGAGAUCGUGAUUCACGACGCAGAUAAGAAUGGUAUUAUUCCAACUGGAUCGCCGAGAACCAACAGAAAAUGCUCGAGAGCCAGUGUCUAUCCAUCCGGCACGAGUUUGACCGCCAGAGACGCUUUCGGUCCGAAGCUCACAAUGCCAGAUACAUCGGACGACAACCCGUCAUUGAUAAAUACACCGAUAUUCCCGGAUGAAACACCAAGGGACGAUGCAAUGUUACAGAAGGAUGCGUCCCCUGAACCGGAAAUCGAUCCUGACACGUUAUAUUUUCGUGACGGCAGAAGACGGAUCGACAAAGUGUUGGUGUAUCAAGAUGACGUUAACGGGGUGCUGACGGAAGUGGAGACACGUAGACAGGAGCAGAGACGGGUUUUCCAGCAGAAUCUAUUGAAGGAAGGUCUGCAAUUGGAACUCGAGCCAAAAGAGAAUUCCUUCGACGGGAAAACGUAUUUCUUGAAGCUGCACAUACCGUGGAAAAUCAAAGUGCAGUACGCGGAAGUGAUGAACCUGAAGCUGCCUACCAAAAGAUUCAUCACCAUCUCUGUGAAGGCUUGGCAAGGUAACGAGGACGCGAGACAGAGACCGAAACUUUGGGAGAAAUGGAUGAAGUGGAUAAAAUGGAUGAGAAAGUUACACACCUGGGACACCAAGAAGUAUCCGGAGGAGCCAAGUUUUUACAAAAGCACCGAUUCCGGUGACCGUGAGGAGAGGUUCGUGGUAAAGGACAGGGACACAGCUUACACACCUGCUCAAAGAUCGCUGAUAGUGAUGCAGAUAUUGCUGAGAGCUAGGUACGACGAGCAUCACGAUAAAUCCGGUAUCCGUAGACUUUUGGCGGACGGCACUUAUCUCGAUUGCUUUUCGCUGCACGAGGGACCAUACAAUAAACCGGUCCUCAACGGGGAGAUCCUCGACAGAUAUUUAUUGUACUUGAUCUGGGCCAGACCUGGACAAUGGUAUAAGAAACAACCCCUUUGGUUGAUCAGACGGUAUUUCGGUGAGAAAGUGGCCCUUUACUUCGCAUGGUUGGGCUUCUACACGAAAUGCUUGUACGCGCCAGCGAUCGUUGGGCUGCUCUGCUUCAUGUACGGCGUGUUCAGCAUGGAGAGCAGCGACAACAUUCCCAGCAAAGAGAUAUGCAAUCCAAAGAUAGGGGGAAAUAUCACAUUGUGCCCCAACUGCGACAGAGUGUGCUCGUAUCAGUACCUGGGCGAGUCUUGCAUCUUCUCGAAGCUAUCUUACCUGUUCGACAAUCCAGCCACCGUAUUCUUCGCUAUAUUCAUGUCCUUUUGGGCCACGACGUUUCUCGAGCUAUGGAAACGACGCCAGGCAGUUUUGAUCUGGGAAUGGGACCUUCAGAACGUCGAGAGCGACGAGGAGCCCAGGCCGGAAUUCGAGACCACGGUGAAAACGUUCCGAAUAAAUCCUGUGACCAGAGAAAGGGAACCGUAUCUACCGACUUGGUCCAAGGCGGUGCGUUUCUUGGCCACCGGAUCCAUAGUGUUUUUCAUGAUAUGUGUAGUUCUGGGUGCAGUGUUGGGAACAAUCAUUUAUCGAAUAUCGCUGGUGGCCGUGUUCUACGGCGGCGGCGGACGGUUCCUGAAGAAACACGCGAAGAUCUUCACCUCUAUGACCGCCGCCCUGGUGAACUUGGUGAUCAUCAUGAUACUGACUCGAAUUUAUCAUCGUAUGGCACGAUGGAUGGUGAACAUGGAGAACCCGAGGACUCAGACAGAAUACGAGUCAAGCUACACCUUCAAGAUAUUCCUCUUCGAGUUCGUCAAUUUCUAUUCGUCCCUGAUCUACAUCGCCUUCUUUAAGGGAAGAUUCUUCGUCCAUCCCGGGGACGCGGACGCAAGGGUCUCCGAGUUUUAUCGAAUAAAAACGGACGUUUGCGAUCCAGCCGGUUGCCUGUCGGAAGUUUGCAUACAGCUCGCCAUCAUAAUGGUGGGGAAACAGUGCUUCAACAAUAUCGUGGAGAUAUUAUCGCCGAAACUGUGGAAUUGGUGGCGGAAAAGGAGUCACGUGGCCGCCACGAAGGAUCACGCUAGACCUUACACUUGCUGGGAAAGGGAUUACCAGUUGCAGGAUCCGGGAAGGCUUGCUCUCUUCGACGAGUACUUAGAGAUGGUAUUGCAAUACGGAUUUGUGACGCUGUUCGUCGCUGCGUUUCCGUUGGCGCCAUUGUUCGCGUUGUUGAAUAACAUCGCGGAGAUACGUUUGGACGCUUACAAGAUGGUGAGAGAGGCGAGGAGGCCGUUGGCGGAGAGAGUUCAAGACAUCGGUGCAUGGUCUGGCAUACUUCGUGGCGUGACUUACGUCGCGGUGGUGUCCAAUGCGUUCGUCAUCGCGUACACGUCCGAUUUCAUUCCGCGUAGCGUGUACGCUAUCGUGUACUCGCCGACGAACGAUUUGGUCGGUUACAUUGACAGUUCCCUGUCAGAAUUCAACACGUCCGACUAUCGGGAGGACAUGAAGAGCGACAUGGACGGUAAGCAUCCGGAAACAUGCCAGUACAGGGGUUACAGAAACGGACCUCAGCAUCCGACCGAUCCGUACGGUCUAAGUCCACAAUACUGGCACGUGUUCGCAGCUCGUUUGGCCUUCGUCGUUGUGUUCGAGCAUGUCGUUUUCGCCCUGACUGGAAUAAUGAGCUACGUAAUACCAGCGGUGCCCCACUCGUUGGCGACCCAACUGCAACGCGAACGGUUACUCGCGCAAGAAGCCAAGUACGAGAAGGGCCUGAAGGGCCGAGAAAACGAGGACGAUAUCCUGUCGAUGCUCAGGGACGCUGGAAGCAACGGUAGAACCGGGGGCGGCGGUAGAGGCAGCUGGGCGAGACGAUUCAGUAAGUUAAGCGACGGAUUGGACGCCCACGUAGACGUGGGCGUCAGAAUCAACAAAACCAGCGAUGGUUCAACUGUCUGGGAAGUCACAUAA